AUGAACAUUGAAGGUCAUGCCAGAAACUUUGAAACACAUGAACUACCAGCAAUGUUAGAUAAGAAAGCUGGCAAAGAACAUACACAUAAAUCCUUCACUACUGUUAGAGCAGACGACAUAAUAUUGAACUAUGAUUUGGGUUCAAGUGCGCCUUUAGAGAAUCCGAGUACAAGCGUAAAAGAUACUCUUAACAAUUUAGAUAACAGUUGCAGGAAUAUCGAAGGUCAUGCCAGAAACUUUGAAGCAUAUGAACUACCAGCAAUGUUAGAUAAGAAAGCAGACAAAACAGAGCUUCAAACAUUAAAGACUGAAAUACUUCAAACAUUAUAUCCUAUAGGCUCUAUUUAUACGUCAAUGAACUCAACAAAUCCAAAAACAGUUUUAGGUUUUGGUAUGUGGAAGCAGAUUGUAGAUAAAUUCUUAUACUGUGCUAGAUAUUCAAAGCAAACAGGAGGUUCGAAGAAAAUUAAAGAAGCAAACCUUCCACCGCACACUCAUACAGGAACUACAAACACAACAGGUAGUCAUUCACAUUCAAUAACAAAAAGAGGUUAUACAAAUCUUGCAGCAGGUUCGGAUAGACAGGGAAUGAAUAGAUAUGAUAUUUCAAGUGACCCAGUAGAUUCAAGCGCAGGUAUUUUCUGUGGAACCACAGGAAAUCAUUCACACACUUUCACAACAAAUCCAACAGGCUCGGGUGCAGAUUAUAUGCCACCAUUUGUGACUGUAUUUGCAUGGUACCGCGUUCAAUGA
Trichomonas vaginalis G3 is the source of this 753-nucleotide messenger RNA. RefSeq names its product keratin-associated protein family. Lineage: Eukaryota; Parabasalia; Trichomonadida; Trichomonadidae. Bases 1 to 753 code for a protein of 250 amino acids. The record is from RefSeq and is a predicted model, not a curated record. The transcript has a single exon.